AAAAGUUUUGCAAUCCCUUCGAGAUUAUUUCAGCGUUCAGUCGUGGAGUUGAGUUCACUUGGUCAAGAUUGAAAUCUAUCAUUUGUUGCUAAUGCGCGAAGUGCAUUAAACAAUCACAGAAGGAUAUUGUUGAAUUGUUAUUAUUAUUUUUUUUUCAUGUUGCUUUGGAAGAACUGACUAUAAAUUUUUAAAAGAUUCUUGUGGGAUUUGCAUAGCGGUUUGAUUUCCUGAUUAUUAUGGCUUCUAGUUCGAAGGCUUAUGGGGCAGCAGUUGUCUGUCCUUACCAUCCAGAUGCUUCUCUUAUUGAAGAUUAUCGUGCAGGCGAUAUGAUUUGUUCUGAAUGUGGACUUGUUGUUGGAGACAGAGUUAUUGAUGUGGGCUCAGAGUGGCGUACAUUCAGCAAUGAGAAGGCUGACAGUGAUCCUUCUCGUGUUGGUGCUGCUGAAAAUCCUUUAUUGAAUGGCAGUGACUUAUCCACUGUUAUUGGCAGAGGAACUGGAGAUGCUAGUUUUGAUGAAUCAGGAGUUGCAAAGUAUCAGAACAGAAGAACUAUGAGUAGUUCUGAUCGAGCAUUGAUAAAUGCAUUCAGAGAAAUCAGUAACAUGGCUGACAGGAUUAACUUGCCGAAAACUAUUGUGGAUAGGGCUAACAGUUUAUUUAAACAAGUUCAUGAUGGCAAAACACUUAAAGGUCGUAGUAAUGAUGCCAUAGCUUCAUCAUGUGUUUACAUUGCUUGCAGACAAGAAGGGGUACCUCGAACAUUUAAAGAGAUUUGUGCUGUCUCUAAAGUAUCUAAAAAAGAAAUUGGAAGAUGUUUCAAAUUAAUAUUGAAAGCUUUGGAGACCAGUGUUGACCUUAUCACAACUGGAGAUUUCAUGUCUCGGUUUUGUUCUAACUUGGGGCUCCCAACAAGUGUACAAAGAGCAGCAACACAUAUUGCACGCAAAGCUGUGGAAUUGGAUAUUGUGCCAGGCCGAAGUCCUAUAUCAGUUGCAGCUGCAGCUAUUUAUAUGGCUUCUCAGGCAUCAGAGGACAAGAAAUCUCAGAAAGAAAUUGGAGAUAUUGCUGGUGUUGCUGAUGUGACUAUUCGACAGUCAUAUAAACUGAUGUAUCCAAGAGCUGCUGAGUUGUUUCCUGCGGAUUUCAAAUUUCACACUCCUAUUGAAAAUCUUCCUCAACUAUAAACAGGAAGCUCAGGGACUGAAAACCAUUUGGAUGUGCUUCAGAGGUGUAAAUAAAAAUGUGGAAUUUCAGACUUUUUAAUUUUAAGAAUGACUACACAGCAGUGUGCUGAAAUAUUCUUUUUAUUGUGAGAAAAGUAUAGUGCACACAUGGGGGGAAAAAAAGAAAACUUAUAAUUCCAUUUUAAAUUUGUUGUUACCAGAUGACUGUGUGAAUUAAAGAAAGAUAUUAUUAUUUCAGUGAAAUAAUUUAACCAGAAUCUCACUGUUCAAUAUUAUUUGUUUUCAUUCUUUAUUAAGUUGAUGUAACAAAAUAAAAAAAAAGUUGCUUUACCUAUUAAAACUAUUACAUCUAAAAGUAAUUCUGUCAUCAAAUGGUUCUGUGUUUGUUCCACCUGAAUUGAAAAUUGUGUAUGAAUACCAAUUUAAAUUAUGAGGAUUUUAUAUUUCUUGAUUAAAAUGUAAAAAUCAUGUUAAUUGAUGAAAUUAUAUUGCAUGAAGUUUGACUCUCCUCUCUCUUUUGCCAUAAUACACGUGAAAAUUGUAUUAUUUUAGUAAUGUCUGUUCAUUUAUUGAAGCUUAAAAGAUAGUAAUUUUGAUUAUUAGAAUCCUGAAGGUCACAUUUUGUUACCUAUAGCAUAUUAGCCAAUUAAAAAAAAAUACUAUCAAGCCUUGUCCUUUUUUUUAAAGCAGAUCUUCCCGCCGCCUUCAAAAUUAAGUGUGCAUUAUGAAAUAAUAUUCAUUUAUUAUAUAAAAAUUUUUAUGUAUUUAUUAUAUAAAAGUUUCAUUUAUCAUGAAGUUUCAUUUUAUUUUUCCACUGGAUGUAAGGUGACAUUAUUUAUUAGUUAAAAUAUUUUACUAGGCUUAAAAAAUUUGCUUCAAUAUACAUAAAAUUAUCCACAUUUUUUAAUGAAACUCCAAAAGCUAAGUAGUUAAAUCAUCCGCAUAACUGAUUUAAUUAUUAGUUACUAGUAAUUUGACUUUAUUUUAUUCUGAACCAUUUCUUCAUAGUCAUCUCAGGAUCAUUAGAGAAGGAUUUUAUAGGACAGAUUUAUUGUUGGAAUGUCACUUUAAUUCUUCUUUUCAUUCUGGUCAAAUGUAUUUUCUAAAAUGUUUGAAUCAAGAUAUUUCAUCUGUGUCUCUCAUGCACGAUAUUUCAGCUUUGCAUCCUUAUUACUUUAAUCAGGGUUGUACAAAAUAUUUUUUUAUAUGUAUCUUUUAGAAUAUUUUGAAAAGCUCAUUUUUUUCAUUCAUUGUUUUAUAAUUAAAAUCUGUUGUCAAUUAUUUGUAAAAGCUACAAACGACUCAUUUAUUUGGCAAAUUUAAGAAAAUGUUGAACUAGAAAAGGCAAAUUUCCUAACAUGAAAAUACAAUUCUUAUGAAUCAUUAAUUGCAUUUUUCAAUUAACUAAAUAAAAUUCAUAUUAUUUAAAUAAGAAUUUUUAAGGAAAUUUAAUUAAAUGGUUGGUAAUAUGUAUAUUUUUUGUGAAGUAAUCAGUAUUUUGAUAGUAUAAUAUUGGUAUACUUAAAUGAUACAAGUAAUCUUUUAUCAUUGAAAAUAUCUGUUAUGCCAACAAGCCAAUUAUCAUUUUGUAUUGAAAUAUAAAGUAAAAUGAGGUAUAUUUUGUAUAUAUAGUACAAUAUAAACUAUCACAUUUUCAUGCUUUAAAUAACCAGAAUACUUUGUUUUGCUAUAAACAGUUAAUAUGUAUAUAUGUACUUCAGCACUG
This is a messenger RNA of Argiope bruennichi, 2910 nucleotides long. It is a transcript of the gene TfIIB, whose product is annotated as transcription initiation factor IIB-like. Gene Ontology annotation, molecular function: TBP-class protein binding; RNA polymerase II general transcription initiation factor activity. Gene Ontology annotation, cellular component: transcription preinitiation complex; nucleus. The transcript is spliced from 10 exons. Lineage: Eukaryota; Metazoa; Arthropoda; Arachnida; Araneae; Araneidae. Gene Ontology annotation, biological process: transcription preinitiation complex assembly; transcription initiation at RNA polymerase II promoter. Bases 237 to 1184 code for a protein of 315 amino acids. The record is from RefSeq and is a predicted model, not a curated record.